GUGAAAUACUUAGCUGCUUACUUAUUAUUAGUUAACGCCGGUAACGCUUCUCCAUCUGCUGCUGAUAUCAAAUCAGUUUUAGAAUCAGUUUCUAUUGAAGUUGAUGAUGAAAAAAUUGCCAAAUUAUUAGGUGAAGUUGAAGGUAAAAACGCCGAAGAAUUAAUUGCUGAAGGUAACGAAAAAUUAUCUUCUGUUCCAGCUGGUGCUCCAGCUGGUGCCGCCGCUGCUGCUGGUGGUGCUGCUGAAGAAGCUGCUGAAGAAGCUGCUCCAGAAGCUGCUGAAGAAUCUGAUGAUGAUAUGGGUUUCGGUUUAUUCGAUUAA
Messenger RNA from Hyphopichia burtonii NRRL Y-1933, 321 nucleotides. RefSeq names its product ribosomal protein P2 alpha (gene RPP2A). The annotation marks the transcript as partial. Gene Ontology annotation, biological process: cytoplasmic translational elongation. The transcript has a single exon. The record is from RefSeq and is a predicted model, not a curated record. Gene Ontology annotation, molecular function: structural constituent of ribosome. Gene Ontology annotation, cellular component: cytosolic large ribosomal subunit; ribosome. Lineage: Eukaryota; Fungi; Ascomycota; Pichiomycetes; Serinales; Debaryomycetaceae.